UGUUUAGUUUUGUCAUUUUGAAUGAAACGCUUGUCACCGGUCGGCUCGGUGUGCUUGGCUUACUGGUUCUGUCUCUUGCAGUUGGACCAGCUGGUGGUGGAUGCUGCCAAAGAGAAGAGGGACAUGGAGCAGAAGCACUCCACCAUCCAACAAAAGGAUUUCUCGAAUGACGACACAAAGCUGGAGUACAAUGUGGAUACAGACAACGGCAUCGCCAUGGAGGGUUAUCUGUUUAAGAGGGCCAGCAAUGCCUUCAAGACAUGGAAUAGGUAUAAUGUAUAGAGUUUAUUUUGAAGUGGUUCCUUUGGACUUUGAUAUCCUAGGAAAAGCUUCAAGUGCAUUUUAA
Neolamprologus brichardi is the source of this 346-nucleotide messenger RNA. Lineage: Eukaryota; Metazoa; Chordata; Actinopteri; Cichliformes; Cichlidae. The record is from RefSeq and is a predicted model, not a curated record.